Heterocephalus glaber (naked mole-rat) is the source of this 1610-nucleotide messenger RNA. It is a transcript of the gene Slc25a47, whose product is annotated as solute carrier family 25 member 47. NCBI's taxonomy places the organism in Eukaryota, Metazoa, Chordata, Mammalia, Rodentia, Bathyergidae. Gene Ontology annotation, cellular component: mitochondrion. The record is from RefSeq and is a predicted model, not a curated record. Gene Ontology annotation, biological process: transport. Gene Ontology annotation, molecular function: transmembrane transporter activity.
GCCCCAGGGGCUCCCAUGGCCGCCAUCCCACUCUCCUCCCUCCCUGGAGCCCCUCAAGGACAGGGCCAAGUCUUCUUCGCCUGUGGCAGCCCCAGUUUAGAAAGUGUCUGUUGGUGCAGGGUGAAUGCCAGCAUUCAGGAGGCUGAGGCAGGAGGAUCGCUGCGAGUUCGAGGCCAGCCUGGGCUACACAGCGUCUGCGGUGUGGCUGUGGGGUACCCCCUGGACACAGUGAAGGUCAGGAUCCAGACGGAGCCCAGGUAUACCGGCCUCUGGCACUGUGUCCGGGACACGUACCGCCGGGAGCGGGUGUGGGGCUUCUACCGCGGCCUCUUGCUGCCUGUGUGCACUGUGUCACUGGUCUCCUCUGUGUCCUUCGGCACCUACCGCCACUGCCUGGAGCACAUCUGCCGCUUCCGGUAUGGCAGCACGGACGCCAAGCCCGCCAAGGUGGACAUCACGCUGUCAGGAUGCACCUCCGGCCUCGUCCGUGUGUUCCUGACAUCGCCCACUGAGGUGGCCAAGGUGCGGCUGCAGACGCAGACUCAGAUGCAGCCGUGGCGCCCCUCGGCUUCGUGGCCCACGGCCGCCCCUCCUGUGUGUCCUGUGUCCCCUGUGUGUCCCGAUCCCGGGCCCAAAUACCGCGGGCCACUGCACUGCCUGGUCACGGUGGCCCGUGAGGAGGGGCUUCGGGGCCUCUACAAGGGCAGCUCCGCCCUGCUCUUGCGGGAGGGCCACUCCUUCGCCACCUACUUCCUCUCCUACGCCAUCCUCUGCGAGUGGCUCACGGCCCCUGGCCACAGCCAGCCAGACGUGACGGGUGUGCUGGUGGCUGGCGGCUGUGCAGGGGUCCUGGCCUGGGCCGUGGCCACCCCCAUGGACGUGAUCAAGUCGCGCCUGCAGGCGGACGGGCGGGGCCCACAGCGCUACCGGGGCCUCCUGCACUGUGUGGUGAGCAGUGUGCGCGAGGAGGGCCCGAGGGUGCUGUUCAAGGGGCUGGUGCUCAACUGCUGCCGCGCCUUCCCUGUCAACAUGGUGGUCUUCGUGGCCUAUGAGGCCGUGCUGCGGCUCACCGGAGGCCUGUGAACCUAGGGGCUGACCCUGGGGGUCCCUCCCAGAGGCCACAGCCGGGAAGCCAGGGGGUGGCCACCCCACAGGGCCAUGCCCAGGGCAGCGGGGCGCUCAGCUGAGGCCCCGACCACAGGAAGUCAAGGCUGCCCCUCCUCAGCCCCGGGUGGCCAGGGGUCCUCAGGGAGGAGCGCCUCUCUGGUGAGGGUGCAGUGGAAGUGACUGUCAUUCGGCCAUUUGUUCAUGCCUGCUCCCACCGACCCUGCCCUUCAACCCAGGCUCAGCCUCUGCGGCCUUCAAGACUGUGGCCGAGGCAGCCUCACUGGUCUCUGCCAGUCUGGGGACUGCAGUGGUGAGGCUGCGCACUGGGCUCCGGGCUGGCUUGUCCCCUGCCUGGCCCAGGCUGCCCUGACUGUCCUGCAGGGACAGUUGUGCCCCCUGGACUGGGGCUGACACCCGGCCCUGCCUGGGACCAUUACACUGCCAUACACGCGGUGUCUGCCGGGUGAGCCUCAGGCUGUGCUCAAUAAAAACGUUUCCCAGGA